CUUCUUCUCCCCUCAGCUGCAUUUCAGAAACAACCGUUACCAGUUAUUUACUCCCACAACUAUUUAGCUUUCGGCCUCCGGUCUCCUCUUUCCUCAGAACAAUCUUUUCCGCUCUCAAAACCGUUGCCGGAGCUUUCUAAUCUCCAUAACAGGGAAGAUUGUGUGGUAACACAUGGCUAGUGACUUUUCAACCUCGGUUGAUUACGGCCUUCGGCUGUCAAAGCGGAUAUAUUACGGCAAGGGAGGCCCCAAGGCGCCGGUUCCGGAAGUGAUGUCGAAGUCGGUGCCGGAGAGUUGUUUACCAACGGCGGUGAUGGCGUACGCCGUGGUGGUGGAGCCGGCGGUGGUGGAUAAUCCCGACGUGCCGAGCUACCAGCCGUAUGUGCACGGACGGUGCGACCCGCCGGCGCUGAUUCCGUUGAAUAUGCACGAGGUGUGCAUGGACGUGGAUUGCUGCAUGGAUACUGCGUUUGUUACGGUUACUGGUGUGUGGCGCGUGCAUUGUGUAAUGGCGAGUAAGAGGUGCGAUUGCCGGAUUGUGGUGCCGAUGGGAGAGCAGGGUUCACUUCUAGGUGUUGAGGUUGACAUCCCUGGGGCCGGAAGUUCUUAUGAUUCCAAAUGGGUCACGGUGGGGGAUACAAAUGAAACAGGGAAAGUUCCAAAAGCCGGAGAUGGAAGGUUCUUGAAACCCCAUAUGUAUACUUUCAGAAUACCACAGGUUGAGGGAGGGUCUAAACUUUCAAUUAAAGUCAGUUGGUCUCAGAAAUUAUUAUACCAGGACGGUCGUUUUUGCCUCAAUGUACCUUUUACUUUUCCGGUAUAUGUUAUACCUGUUGGAAAGAAAAUUUCCAAGAGAGAAAAGAUAGUUUUGAAUGUGAAUACUGGUAUUGGUACUGAAAUUUUAUGUCAAUGUACCAGCCAUCCCCUAAAGGAGCUGAGUCGUGAUGUUCGGAAACUUAGCUUCGUAUAUGAAGCAGAAGUUAAAGCUUGGUCAAGUACGGACUUUAAUUUCUCAUAUUCUGUUUUUUCAAGGGACAUUGUGGGUGGGGUGCUUUUGCAGUCUCCACCAUUGAAUGAUAUGUUCUGCUUCUAUCUUUUCCCAGGAAAUAAGCAGACUAGAAAGGUAUUCAGAAAAGAAGUGGUUUUCAUCAUUGAUACUAGCGGAAGCAUGCAAGGAGCCCCACUUGAGAGUGUUAAGACAAGAGUAUUGGCAUCUCUGUCCAAGCUUAAUCCGGAAGAUUCUUUUAACAUUAUUUCUUUCAGUGGUGAGACUUGCUUGUUCUCGCCAAAAAUGGAGCAAGUUACCCAUGGAUCAAUCUUAGAUGCUACUCAGUGGCUCAACAAUUUAACUACAGCUGCUGGUACAAACAUAUUGAUUCCCCUUCAACAGGCAAUGAAGUUGCUGGCCGAUGCUAGCAGUUCAAUUCCUCUUAUUUUCCUCAUAACUGAUGGGACUGUUGAAGAUGAAAGAGAGAUUUGCAAUAUGAUGAAAGACUAUAUGACAAGUAGAGGAUCAAUUUCUCCUCGUCUAUGUACUUUCGGCAUUGGUCUAUAUUGUAAUCAUUAUUUCUUGCAAAUGCUGGCUCAAAUCGGACGAGGCCAUUAUGAUUGUGCUUAUGAUGCAGAUUCAAUUGGCUCUCGAUUAGAGAGGUUUUUUACAAAGGCUUCUUCAAUCAUUCUGGCUAAUAUAACCAUAAGCAUGCCAGAACAUCUGAAUGUACUUGAGUUGUUUCAGUCUCAUAUUCCAGACCUUUCAUUUGGAAAUCCAUUGUUUGUCUCCGGAAGAUACAAAGGAGACUUUCCAGACAAUAUUAAAGUUAGCGGCAUCUUGGCAGAUAUGACCAAUUUUGUAACUGACUUGAAAAUUCAAAAUCCAAAGGAUGUUCCACUUGACAGGGUAUUUGCAAGGCAACAAAUUGAUGCUCUCACAGCUCAAGCAUGGUUCUCUGGGAGUAAGGAGCUUGAGGAGAAGGUUGCUAAAAUAAGUUUACAAACUAGUUUUCCAUCCGAGUAUACCUGCAUGGUUCUGUUCCGAACUGAUAGUGAGAAGAAAGCACCAGAACCAGUUCUCCUACAGGAGAUAUUCAACAAAAUCAACCAGUCAUUAACAAAGGGAGAUGCCAGUGGCCAGAAGAUCAUUUUCCUAGGAUGCCUUGGUGUUGGUUUUGGCAACUUAUCUGCAACAGCUAAGAAUAAACCUGCAGGAAGAGAGGAACCCAAGUCACCAGAAGGUGCAGAGAUUUUAGUUAAGGCUGCUACCAACUGUUGUGGCCGGAUGCUUGACCGCUGUUGUUGCAUGUGCUUCAUCCAAUCUGUCUCAUUUUUAAAUGACCGAUGCUUCAUUGUUCUCUCACAAAUCUGUGCUGCUCUUGCUUGUUUCGAGUGCUUUGAUUGCUGUUUUGAUCUCUGUGGUUGCGUCUAAGGAUGAUACAUGUGCCAGAUUGAAUUAGAAAAUGAAUGGGAUGUGAAACUGCAUGUGUAAAACGUUAUCAUGCUGAUUGUGUAUAUAUUACAAUAAAUACAUCCACUUUCC
Rubroshorea leprosula is the source of this 2533-nucleotide messenger RNA. The record is from the annotation of a GenBank genome assembly. NCBI's taxonomy places the organism in Eukaryota, Viridiplantae, Streptophyta, Magnoliopsida, Malvales, Dipterocarpaceae.